Molecule: messenger RNA, 714 nt
Organism: Ooceraea biroi (clonal raider ant)
Lineage: Eukaryota; Metazoa; Arthropoda; Insecta; Hymenoptera; Formicidae
Source: RefSeq, a predicted model, not a curated record
GAGGAGCCAGACGCCAUCGUAAAGCCUACGGAUCAUCUUUCACGGGCGCGCGAUGUCAGCGCGUUCGACCGCGAAGAAUGCCGGUCCCGGGCAUAAUGUUGGUAUGCAAGCGUGAAAAAUUUAGUGAGGCCAAGGGUGAGAAACACGCGAGCUUCGGAGAUUUUCAGCGCGCGGCGUUCCUCGCUGGGAUAAUAACGCCGGAUAAUAAUUCUGCCGGUCGCCGUGCAUUUACGUCGCCGGCUACGUCGUAUGCCCGAAAAAAAGCGAUUGAUGGGAGCGUCUUCCAGGAAAUUAACGGUUCUACCGGAAACGUGCAACCGAAUUCCGUCGGAGGGAGGAGACCUGCGAAAAUCAAAUCGCCCACUCGACGCACGACGAACAUAAUAGAUACAAAAUUAAAUCACCCACCACCCGUGGCGACUGUUUCAUUAUAAAGCGCGUGUUGUUCGAGCGAAGAACGCGUCUCUUCGUGGGCUGCACGCAGAAUUAAGGAAAGUCCGAGGAGAGCAGAGACGAGAGCGCACCAUCAGCUUCAUAGGUGGUCCAAUCUUGGAACAUCACUGUCAACCGUUAAGUGAGUCUUUACUUAGACGAGAUGUUUCUAUUGCUUCCUUAAUGACCUUUUUUGAAUAAGAAUACCACGAAGAUAAGCGCACUGAAAAGCUCUUUGUUCAAUCUGAGACGGCUCUUGUAUUUCUUGUAUUUUUAAAUCCA